Nicotiana attenuata is the source of this 756-nucleotide messenger RNA. RefSeq names its product profilin-1. The record is from RefSeq and is a predicted model, not a curated record. The transcript is spliced from 3 exons. Gene Ontology annotation, molecular function: actin monomer binding. Bases 106 to 510 code for a protein of 134 amino acids. Lineage: Eukaryota; Viridiplantae; Streptophyta; Magnoliopsida; Solanales; Solanaceae. Gene Ontology annotation, cellular component: cell cortex.
CUCGUGGUCUCUCCAUUCCAAUCAAAUAUUUGAACAACAACAUCGUAAAAACAAGGAGAAAACAAAUUAAAAGACAAAGACAACAACUUAAUUUAGGGCAACAAAAUGUCGUGGCAAACAUAUGUUGAUGAUCAUUUGAUGGCUGACAUUGAAGGUCAGCAAGGUCACCAUCUCGCUGCUGCUGCUAUCCUUGGCCAUGAUGGCAGUGUUUGGGCUCAGAGUUCCACUUUCCCUAAGUUUAAACCAGAGGAAAUUACUAAUAUCAUGAAAGAUUUUGAUGAACCUGGACAUUUAGCUCCAACUGGUUUAUUCCUUGGCGGGGCAAAAUACAUGGUAAUCCAAGGAGAACCUGGCGCUGUCAUCCGUGGGAAGAAGGGAUCUGGUGGAAUAACCAUCAAGAAAACUAACCAGGCUCUGAUUUUUGGUAUCUAUGAGGAACCAGUGACCCCAGGACAGUGCAACAUGGUGGUUGAGAAAAUUGGUGACUAUCUUGUUGACCAGGGCUAUUAAAUUAAUUCCCUCUUUUAAAUUGAUUAUCGCAAAAUUGAAUUUUGUUGUAUUUGGUGAUUGCAUUUGUAUCUUCUAGGGCCAAAUUGGCACUGGAAUUUUUUUUCCUUUUUUUUCUUUUUUGGGAAAAUAACAAGCAUCAUGAGACAUUCUCUCUUUUAGGAUUGGUAUUUUCCAUUUUGCUCUAAAAGUUACUUCAACUAUACUGUGUAUUCAUAAUUUUCUCGACAUUUUACUUCUGGUUUUUUA